Messenger RNA from Prosopis cineraria, 1630 nucleotides. RefSeq names its product cyclin-U2-1. The transcript is spliced from 2 exons. Bases 160 to 855 code for a protein of 231 amino acids. Gene Ontology annotation, molecular function: protein kinase binding. Lineage: Eukaryota; Viridiplantae; Streptophyta; Magnoliopsida; Fabales; Fabaceae. The record is from RefSeq and is a predicted model, not a curated record. Gene Ontology annotation, biological process: regulation of cyclin-dependent protein serine/threonine kinase activity.
CUCACCAGUCACCACUCCCCCAAGUGCAUCUGUCUGCAAAAUUUCAGUGGUCAGCCUUGGGUGUAUGUGCAUGUGUGUAUAUAUAAUCCCUUCUCCAGAAUUCUCAAACGCUAUCAAAACCCAAUCAGCAGUACCUUUCCCAAUCUCCUUCUAUCAUCCAUGGCGUCUUCGUCUUCUUCUUCUUCUUCUCUGAUGAUUUCCCCAAGAAAGCUCCGCUCUGAUUUGUAUUCCUACACAUACCAGCAAGAUUCAAGCACCCCGUUAGUCAUAAACGUGCUGGCUUCCCUGAUCGAAAGGAGCAUGGCCAGAACGCAGAGAAUUAUAAAGAACUGUUCUUGGGCUUUGUCCAGAGCCUCCUCCUGCACCACCGACAUCUUCGAUUGCAGAGAGAUUCCUGACAUGACCAUUCAAUCCUACCUGGAGAGAAUCUUUCGCUACACUCGCGCUGGCCCCUCUGUGUAUGUCGUCGCCUAUGUCUAUAUCGAUCGCUUUUGCCACAACAAUCCUGGGUUUCGAAUCAAUGCCAGAAAUGUACACAGGCUUCUCAUCACUACCAUCAUGGUCGCUUCUAAGUAUGUCGAAGACAUGAAUUACAGAAAUUCUUACUUUGCAAGGGUUGGUGGGUUGACAACGAUUGAAUUGAAUAACUUGGAGCUUGAAUUUCUAUUCUUGAUGGGUUUCAAGUUGCAUGUAAAUGUGAGUGUGUUUGAGAGUUAUUGCUGUCAUUUAGAGAGAGAGGUAAGCAUUGGAGGAGGCUACCACAUUGAAAGAACUCUAAGAUGUGCAGAAGAGAUCAAAGCAAAGCAUGUCAGAGAAGAAAGAACAUACACUCAGAUUCCCCGUGUGACUCUGUAGAAGAUUAUGGGAAUAUAUUUUGCAGUGUUUGAGGUUAAUAGGGGUUACCUGAUAAAUCCAUGACAAGUGAAAUUAAAAAAGAUUUUUGAAGGCUUUAAACUUUACCUACUAGCUGCAUGGGACCCACAUGUCACAAUGGUCUCUCACUGUUAUUUCUGUGGCCAUAUUGUAGAGAGGAUCUAGGUUGGAAUUUUGAAACAUUGAGUCAAGGAAUUCAAUACUACUCCCUCCGAUCACAUUUAUAAAUCUCAUUUUAAAAGAUAUAUUUGAUUUCAUUUAUAAGUCAUGGUGCGCCUUUUUAAAUAAUAUUUGAGAGGUAUUUUUAAAAUUACCCUUCAUGAGAGAGAAAAAGUAACAGGACAUUACUUUUUAGAUUUGUUAUAUAGGGGUAUGUUUAGAAUUUUACUUACUUUUAUUCCUUGUACUUUUAUUGUAUUGGUAUUGAUGAGGUUGGUAGAAAUGACUUAUAAAUAGGACCGGAGGGAGUAUGUUGUAAAAAAUUUUCACUUGUCACCGGAUGUUAAGUUGAUUUUUUCAGCUUUUUUGCUUGUAAGAGAAGGCUGCCUGUGUGAGUACAGAUCGGUUUACUUGUAUAUCUAAGUUUGCUGGAAGAUUGGGACAUAGUGCUAAGAAGUGGUGUUGCACAAUUAUGAGAGUCAUCUUUGUACAAAUCUGUUUUGUUUCUACACAAGGGAAGUGAAAGUACAAGGAUUUUCAGUGCAAAGAAUUUAAUGUCUAAAUACCCCCUUAUAAUUUUUAUAGUUAUAUUUCUCUC